Molecule: messenger RNA, 2131 nt
Organism: Condylostylus longicornis
Lineage: Eukaryota; Metazoa; Arthropoda; Insecta; Diptera; Dolichopodidae
Product: galectin-4-like
Exons: 3
Coding region: 89-1546 (485 amino acids)
Molecular function (GO): galactoside binding; carbohydrate binding
Source: RefSeq, a predicted model, not a curated record
UUUUAAAAGUUUGAUAAUAAACAAAACAGAUGACGAAUAAGAUAUAAGUAAAAAGUGAAGAAAAACAAUCAUGAAAAAAGUUAUUUAAAUGGCAACUUUGAUAUUAAUAGCUUUCAGUGCAAUUCGAGAUCUUUAUUAUUUAAGUCCGGUUUUUAAUGAAAAUUUUUCUAUUUCGGAAGCCAUAAAACAGAUCCAACGUAAUAGAAACAAUUUGCUAUUCGACAGAUAUUGUCAAGAACUGUGGAUUACUCAAACAUCUAACAGAAUAGAAUUUGUGCCAAAACACAGAAUAAUGGAAACUGGUAGAGAAGCUUUUGAGUUUCUGGAGCAUGAAAGAAAUGUACAUCAACAAUUAUAUGCAAGAGAAGUUGAAAGUUAUGAUGACAUUGAAGUUAUUUCCGGUCAAGAAGCUGUGGACGGUUGUUGGGACAGAAAGUCAACAUUUUUUGAUCAUGAUGAUCCGGAAUUGAUAUACGAAAAUAGUUCAUUAGGGGAAAUAAAAGAAGGUGUCAGCUUUAUAGUAUCUGGAACAACGUUACAUAAUUGUGAAAGAUUUUCCAUUAAUUUAAUAUUGGAUACUCCAACACAUGAUAUAGCACUGCAUUUUAAUCCUAGACUGCCACAAAAUUAUAUAGUAAGGAAUUGUAAAAUAAAAAAUGUUUGGUCAACAGAAGAAGUUGCUUCGAUAAUGCCAUUUGUUUUGGAACGCGGUAAAUCAUUUACAUUACAAAUUUUAAUAACUGAAGAAGAGUAUCUAUUAUCGGUCAACGGGCACCACUUUGCUGCAUUUCGUCAUCGUUUACCUUAUACAAAUAUUAAGUGCCUUGAAGUAAAAGGUGAUGUAAAAGACAUUCAGUUUGAAAGAACUGUUGAAAAAGAAUAUCCAAAAAGGACACUUGAAACAAUGCCAAAGACAAUAAAAAUUAUUUCAGGCAUUGAAAAUGCUGAAGAAGCGGAAUCUGGUAACUAUAAUCUAACGAUUUCUACAACUGAACACGCGUCAAUAGUAAAUAUAAACAAAGUGGGCUUAAAGUUACCAUAUUAUGCGAAAUUACCAGAAAAUUUCAAAAUUGGGCAACGAAUAAAUAUCGAAGGUAGAAUUAAAAUCUUACCACAUUCGUUUUUCAUCAAUUUACAAUCUGGUCACAAUAUCUGGCCACAUCCUACAAUACCGUUCCAUUUUAAUCCAAGAUUUGCUGUUGACGGAAAGCAUUUAAAACACAUAAUUUGCAAAAAUUCAUGGAUUGACGGUAAAUGGAAUCAAGAGGAGCGUAAUGAAAUUAUAAGUGAAUUUGCUCCAGGCCGGGAUUUUUGUCUAGGUUUAUUUGCUGGUGAUAAUUGCUAUGAAGUAUAUUUAAAUGAAAAAUUUAUUGCCAAUUAUCAACAUAGAACAGAUGAAAGGAAAGUUGAUACGAUUUAUAUACAGGGUGACGUUCAUAUUUGGAAUGUCACAUUAGUUACAGAAGGUAACUCAACGAAUAGUCAAUCACAUGAAACUAUUAAUUUUAAUAAUGCAGUUAGCAAGGGCGAAACAAAGUGGGUCUAAAACUUCACAAUAUAAACGUCCUUUUUAGUUUUGAUAUAAACGUCCUUUUUUUUUAAAGUUGCGUUAAAAUUGUUAAUAAAAUUUUUAGGUAGUCAUAUAUGAAAACUAUACAUUUUUUUUAUAAAUCGAUAGUUUUAUUUUAUAUCUGUAUGAAUAUAUAUGUGCAAUUUUUGAAGCAUUCAUAAAUUAUUUAUUUUAAAUUUAACUUUAAAGUACAAGUAAUCUUAUAAAAAUAACUAGCUAAACGAUUUUUUUUUGUUAAAAACAGUCUAACGUAAUAAAAGUAAAAUGUAUACAACAAUUUUUUUUAAAGAUAAUGUAAGUAAAUGAAAUUGCUCAAUUUUAGAAAUAUCGGGUUAAAUAUCAAAAAUGUUUUUCAAGAAGCACAAUAUUAUUUUUUAUUUCAGUACUUCUACAAGUGCAUAUAAUAUAUGGAAUGAAUAUCAGUAUUUGCUAAAAUUUCAUAUGCUGACACUAAUUUUGAUUUUUUAUAAAAAAAAGUUUUAUUUACAUCUUGUCGUUUAACCAAUAAAAGCAAAGAAAAACUUAUCUCUUCAACGGUGUAUUGUGCAUUGAACUUUUUAU